Molecule: messenger RNA, 1248 nt
Organism: Bathycoccus prasinos
Lineage: Eukaryota; Viridiplantae; Chlorophyta; Mamiellophyceae; Mamiellales; Bathycoccaceae
Exons: 1
Coding region: 1-1248 (415 amino acids)
Source: RefSeq, a predicted model, not a curated record
AUGACGACGAGAACAGACGAAAGACGACAGAGACGAGUGCCAAAAGGCACGUGCGACGAAUUUUACUUCGAAAAGAAUAUGAAGAAGUGUUGUUGUUGUUCGUGUCGUUGCGACGUGGUGGAAACAGAUGAACCACACGCGGUGGUCCUUUUUUACCGGUACAUUUCUCACGGGGAGCGCGUGUUGAAUUCGACGACGUUGAACGCGCUGAAAACGAGCUUGGAGAAUGCAAUGCUCGACUUGGACGUCAGAGGGAAGAUUCGGCUCUCGCCAGAAGGCAUAAACGGAACCGCCGCGGGGAAGGAAUCGCGCGUGAAACAGUUUGAACGGGAAAUGAAAAGCACGAAAGGAAAGUUUGCGAUUUUGGAGUUACAAGGGGUGGAUUUUAAGCGAGAACGCGUGAACGUGAACACGCGCGCGGUUUCGGAGGAAUACGGGAGAUGUAAACACAUUUUUGAAAGCGCGAGCGUUCGAAUCGUAGACGAGGUGUGUCCGUUUGAACCGUCGUCGUCAAAGAAGAAGGCAGAAGAGCGUCUUCAGUUAGGACAACAACGUCUUCAACCAAAUCGAUUGACGCCGAGCGAAUGGAGGGAGGCUAUUCAAUCGAGCGAUGACGACGUCGUCGUGUUAGACGUGAGGAACUCGUACGAGAGUCGAAUGGGGAGGUUUGUCCCGGAAAAGACGGUGUGUUGCCCAAUUCGAAGGUUCAAUCAGUUUAAAGAGUGGGUGGAAGAGAAAGGCGGGAAGGCGUACAUCGAGAACAAAAAAGUACUCGCGUAUUGCACGGGCGGCGUGCGAUGCGAGAAAGCGACGGCGUAUUUGUUGAGUUUGAACGUGACGAAAGAAGUUUCCGUAUUAGAAGGCGGGAUCGUGGCGUACGCGAGAGAUAUCGGCGGCGACGGGUUUGUCGGAAAGAAUUACGUGUUUGACGCGCGAGGGUGCGUCGACGUUGGCGGUUUCAUCGAUGAGAACAAUAAUUUUAGUAAUAAUAAUAACAUCAACAACAACAAUUUAUUAUCAUUAACAAAGUGCGACGGGUGUAAAGCACCGUGCAUACCACAUCUGGCCAGAUGCGCGAGUAAAGCGUGUCAUGUCAUCUUAGCCGCGUGCGAGGAAUGCUCGAAAAGUUCGACAUCGAUAUACUGUUGCGAUACGUGUAAAGCGAACAAAGACGGCGAGAAAAAACGAGCGUGCGAAUGCGAUAGCUACCGUUCGAGAGAGUUAAGAUGUGAGAUUCCCGCUGUAUAG